Rhinichthys klamathensis goyatoka is the source of this 2242-nucleotide messenger RNA. Its product is annotated as transmembrane protein 151B. Bases 143 to 1798 code for a protein of 551 amino acids. The record is from RefSeq and is a predicted model, not a curated record. The transcript has 2 exons. NCBI's taxonomy places the organism in Eukaryota, Metazoa, Chordata, Actinopteri, Cypriniformes, Leuciscidae.
CCCAGAGCGGGAUCCCCGGCGUUCCUGGCAUCCAUCCCAAACACAGCCCAGCCGGGUAAAACAACGUCCUAAAGCGUGUUUCAUUGAGAAAGGCGAGUAUUGCAGAUAACAUAUUUGACUGCAAUGUUACACCUGCCGCAGGAUGUUGUCUCUAGAUCUGGAAACUGACACUAUUGCUGAGGACACAGCGCCAAGCUCCCCUGAUGGUGGCGCGGAGACACCGGCCAGUCUCGAUGUGCUGGAAGAGCAAUGGCCAAUAAAGCAGUCCCUGAGUGCCUCUAUGUGCCGUGAGACGCACUGGCGUUGCCUUCUCCUUUCCUUGCUCAUGUAUAGCUGCCUGGGUGCCGUGGCCUGGUGUCAGCUCACCCAGGUCACCAAGCUGAGCUUCGAUUCCUCCAGUACUUCCCUCACAGCCUCAAUGAACUCUCUUAGAGGAGGUCGCUCCAUGAUAUACCACGAGAGCCCUUGCUCUGACGGUUAUGUGUACAUCCCCUUGGCCUUCCUGCUUAUGCUCUACGCCGUUUACCUUAUGGAGUGCUGGCACUGUCGGGCCCGCAGCGAGUUGCAGUGCAAGGCCAACGUUGAGAGCGUGUACGAAAGGGUUCUGCGCAUGCGUCAAGCCCGACCGUGCGUCUGGUGGAAAGCCAUCAGUUACCAUUUUGUACGUAGGACUCGACAAGUAACGCGUUACAGGAAUGGAGAUGCCUACACGACCACGCAGGUUUUUCAUGAGCGUGUUAACACGCAUGUGGCGGAGGGCGAAUUCGACUACAGCCGCUGCGGAAUGAGAGACGUCUCACGAAAUUUGCGCGGACUGGAGGGUCACGCAGCGACGCGAUUGCAUUUCUCCAAGUGCUUCAGCUUCGCAGGAGCGGGUCCUGAAAAUUCAUACCUCAACCAGCGAGCCAGGUUCUUCUCAGAAAUUGAGGGUUUGGACGACUACAUGGAAGCCCGCGAAGGCAUGCUUCUGAAGAACGUCGACUUUAAAGAGCACCUCAUCGCUUAUGUGGAUCCCGACCAACUGCCGUGGUACACCUCGCGGGUCACCUUCUGGAUAGCGGCUCUCCUCAUGCUCUCCUGGCCACUGCGAGUGCUGAUCGAGUACCGGACGGCGUUUGUGCACUACCAAGUCGAGAAACUCUUCGGACUAGAGUAUAGCAACAACAGCCCGUCUCCAGAGGCUGAUGCCACCGUGUUGGACACUCGCUAUGGCCUUCCAAGAGUAGAAACGGUGGAUAGUACGGAGCUGGAAUGGCACAUUCGUUCAAACCGCCAGCUUAUACCCAGCUACUCGGAAGCCAUGCUGAUGAACCUGGGGGCUUCUGGGUCAAACCACAGAGACAGCAUUUCCUCCAACCGCUUGCUGUUGGACAGCUGCUCAACGCAGAGCUACGGGACGUUGGUGCAGAACUGUGAGCACUGUUGCCAAGAAGAAGGCGACCGAAGACAGCCAACGAUCAGCUCUAGCUGUUCCUCCAUCUUUUCUCGCCACACCUUCCACUCCCGUUUGUCUCUGGACACCUCGCACUUCUCGUUGUGCCGCAUGUAUGGCUCCAGGCGCACUAUGGGACUGUGGAGAAGCCGUAGUAGUACACUUACAGAGCGCUGCUGCCCUGAUGAGCAGUGCUGCAGGUCUUACACCAGUCAGCUUGCCCUUAAUGACAGCCCGCCGAAUUAUCAAGACGCUCGCUUCUUCCCAGUCCUCAUAGUACAUCGGCCUGAGGGCUGUGGGGACUACUCAGAGGUGAGGAGUUAUUAUGUUCGUAGAGACUCCUGUUGUGUGGAGACUUCGGUUUAAAGUGUCUUGAACUUGUCAGGCUGACUAUUUCAGUGAUAGAAAAGGUUCGUUAAACAUCAUUAUUUGCACUACGCAGAAAGUGGCCUUGAUGGCUAUUUCAUUCAGAGGAAUUGCUUGGCGUCGAACUGAUGAAGUGUAUUCUCAUGAAAUAUAUCUUGCUCUAAAAGCUAACUGUGGCGAGCAGGACGAGGCCGAGGGCCGUGAGAGAGCGGUGCGAGGCCGGUGGCGUGAUUAAUGAUGAGCGACACCUGUGAGACGCACCAGUCGCGUAUCUCUCACGGCCCUCGGCCUCGUCCUGCUCGCCACACUAACACAUGCUAAAUUAUAAAUGUGGCGUAUUCAGGCCAGCAUUGAAGACUGUUUUGUUUACAUUUUGAUUUUAAUUAAAGGGCUGGAUUGGAAUUAUCAACCAUUAAUUUACAUUAUUUAUUAACGCUUGGCUGA